AAUCUUCAUACUGGAGAGCUGGCUGCUGUGAAAAUAAUCAAGUUAGAGCCUGGAGACGACUUUUCAUUGAUACAGCAAGAAAUAUAUAUGGUUAAAGAAUGCAAACAUUGCAACAUAGUCGCCUAUUUUGGGAGCUAUCUCAGCCGUGAGAAGCUGUGGAUAUGCAUGGAAUACUGCGGUGGGGGAUCCCUCCAAGAUAUUUACCAUGUAACAGGACCUCUGUCAGAGUUGCAAAUUGCAUAUGUAUGCAGAGAAACUUUACAGGGUCUUGCUUAUUUGCAUAUGAAGGGCAAAAUGCAUAGAGAUAUCAAGGGUGCAAAUAUUCUACUAACAGACCAUGGAGAUGUCAAAUUAGCUGACUUCGGUGUAGCAGCAAAAAUAACAGCCACCAUUGCGAAGAGGAAAUCAUUUAUUGGUACCCCUUACUGGAUGGCUCCAGAAGUUGCAGCGGUGGAAAAGAACGGUGGAUAUAACCAGCUCUGCGAUAUCUGGGCGGUCGGCAUAACAGCGAUUGAACUUGCAGAGCUUCAGCCACCCAUGUUUGAUCUUCACCCGAUGAGGGCUUUGUUUUUAAUGUCAAAAAGUAAUUUUCAACCACCAAAGCUAAAGGAAAAAGCAAAAUGGUCAUCAACAUUCCAUAAUUUCGUCAAAAUAGCACUUACAAAAAAUCCAAAGAAGAGGCCGACAGCUGACAGACUCCUUUCUCAUAGCUUUGUAGGGCAGCCUGGUCUUUCAAGAUCUUUAGCAGUUGAGCUGUUGGACAAAGUUAAUAAUCCUGAGAACCAUACACACUACGGUGAAGUUGACGAUGAUGAUUUUGAGCCUCACUCCGUUAUCCGCCAUACAAUUCGUUCCACGAACAGGAACGUUAGGGCAGAAAGAACGGCGUCGGAGAUAAACUUUGACAAGCUGCAGUUUGAGCCCCCUCUGCGGAAAGAAACAGAAGCUCGGGAUGAAAUGGUUGUGGCAGCUGGCACUGACUUUGCUUCACAUUGGAAUCCUUUUGUUGAUGGGGGAAGCAGCAAAUCAACACUAAAACGAGCAGGGCCACCUCCGCUACCUCCUAAGCCGAGAAUAAACAGUUAUCCUGAGGAAAACCUCCCAGAUGACGAGAAGUGUCAGACAAUAAAACAUUUCCCAGACUCUCAGAACAGAGCCCCACCAGCUCACAGGAGACAAAGUAUCCCUGUUUGUGGGCCACAGGCUGAUUCUUCCCCCGCUGGGAUGACCAGCAGCAUCAGAAACGGGGAUGGCAUGCUGAAACUCAUUGAAGAAAACGCAGAAGGGUCUGGACAAAUUCCUCAACUGCCACGUAAAAAAGAGAAAAGAGAUUUUCCUAAGCCAGCCAUCAAUGGUUUACCACCAACACCGAAGGUGCUGAUGGGAGCGUGUUUUUCCAAAGUCUUUGAUGGUUGUCCUUUGAACAUUAAUUGUGCAACGUCAUGGAUACAUCCAGAUACUAAAGAUCAGUACAUUAUCUUUGGCACAGAAGAAGGUAUCUACACUUUGAAUUUGAAUGAACUUCAUGAAGCAACGAUGGAACAGUUAUUCCCCCGAAAGUGCACCUGGCUGUACGUUAUCAAUAACACCCUAAUGUCCUUGUCAGAAGGGAAAACAUUCCAGCUCUACUCCCAUAAUUUAAUAGCUUUGUUCGAACAAGCCAAAAAAACAGGAUUAGCUGCUCAUAUUCAAACCCACAGAUUUCCUGACAAAAUAUUACCAAGGAAGUUUGCCUUAACGACAAAGAUCCCUGACACAAAAGGAUGCCACAAAUGCUGUAUAGUACGAAAUCCAUACACAGGACAUAAGUACCUGUGUGGUGCGUUGCAGUCUGGAAUUGUUCUACUACAGUGGUAUGAGCCAAUGCAGAAAUUCAUGUUGAUAAAGCACUUUGAUUUUCCUUUGCCAAGCCCUUUGAAUGUGUUUGAAAUGCUCGUGAUACCGGAGCAGGAGUACCCGAUGGUCUGCGUCGCUAUCAGUAAGGGUUCUGAACCCAAUCAGGUCGUUCAGUUUGAGACAAUCAACUUGAACUCUGCUUCUUCGUGGUUUACAGAAAUCGGUGCAGGCAAUCAGCAGCUGGAUGCCAUUCAUGUAACACAGCUGGAAAGAGACACGGUCCUAGUCUGCCUGGACAAAUUUGUGAAAAUUGUGAAUUUACAAGGGAAAUUGAAAUCAAGCAAGAAAUUGGCCUCUGAGCUGAGCUUUGAUUUCUGCAUUGAGUCAGUGGUGUGCCUUCAAGACAGUGUGCUGGCCUUCUGGAAGCAUGGCAUGCAGGGCAAAAGCUUUAAGUCAGAUGAAGUUACCCAGGAGAUAUCAGAUGAAACCAGGGUUUUCCGCUUACUGGGCUCAGACAGAGUGGUGGUGUUGGAAAGCAGGCCGACGGAAAACCCGACUGCACACAGCAAUCUCUACAUCUUGGCUGGGCACGAAAACAGUUACUAA
This is a messenger RNA of Tauraco erythrolophus (red-crested turaco), 2442 nucleotides long. Lineage: Eukaryota; Metazoa; Chordata; Aves; Musophagiformes; Musophagidae. The record is from RefSeq and is a predicted model, not a curated record.